AUGGAAGUGUCCUGUGGCCUCAAGAAGCCUCAAAGGAGUUCCGGGAUAUCUUUCGUUCAUCCAUCCAUCAUCAAGGACUCCACUAAUGAGAAGAAAGUCCUAUGUGUGUACAAAAAAAAGGCCCAAAAUGCAUACAACCAGUGGUUGCAUGGCAUCCGGCAUGAAAAAGACAAAAAGGUCGAGGAAGUUCUCAACCCGGAGGUCUUUGCUGAAUGGAGAAGGGUUUGGAGCUCUAAUGAUGCCAAAAAGAAAUUGGAGAUUGCAAAGAAAAAUAGGCGGCGGGGUCUUCCAGAUAUUACACCUGAGGCUACGCAUACAGGAGGGUCUCGGUCGUUUUAUGAGAUGGCCAAGAAGAUGGGAUUGAAUAUAACUGAAAUGUAUGCUUGGGCCCAUACGAAGAAACACAACCGGAUUGAAUAUGUAAAUCCGAAAGCAUCUAAGAUUGCUGAGGAUUUGGAUGCCAUUGUGGGGGUCCUGACACAGCAAGGCACUACCAGGGUUGAUAUCUGCAGGGUGUUUCUAAAAUUGGUUCCAUGGGAUAAAAAAAAUCGGAUAUUCAGGCUCGGGUCUUUAGCGAGUACAGUGCCCUUUAAUCGAUCGUCUUUCAUGAGCUAUGCUUAUUCUUCGGCCACUGUAGACAUUGAUCAGCGCCUCCAACAAAUGGAAACUAAAUUCAAUGAUCGACUUCAGAAUAUUGAUGAUUAUGUUCACCAUAUGGAUGAUCGGGUGGAGAGUAUUGAACAAAUCCACCAAACCAUCGUCAAUCAAAACCUCAGCAUUAUGGAGGAGCUCCGUAGGUUACGAGCAGACUUCAACCGCCGUGGCCCUAACGGUGAUGCAGGUGCUCCUAUCGCAUGAUGAUGUUGUGGCUGCUUGUGAGAUUCUCAACUGUAAUGUUGUGGAGGUGCAGUGCCAGGGGUUGGUUCCCUCGAUUUCAGUGGACAACACCUCAGGUUGCCAGAUGUACUGGUACCUGCAUCAGAAUCAGAUGGCAAAUAGGCGUUGCUCUUAUCGGUGAUGGAUGCAUUAGGUAUAUUGAUGUUUAUAUUUUGUUUUGGGUGACAUUAAAUACUCUUAUUGGUUAUGGAUGCAUUAGAUAUAUUGAAUUUUAUAUUUUUUUGGG
This is a messenger RNA of Andrographis paniculata, 1123 nucleotides long. RefSeq lists its product as uncharacterized. The coding region runs from base 1 to 858 and encodes 285 amino acids. The record is from RefSeq and is a predicted model, not a curated record. The transcript has 8 exons. Lineage: Eukaryota; Viridiplantae; Streptophyta; Magnoliopsida; Lamiales; Acanthaceae.